This is a messenger RNA of Harmonia axyridis, 3561 nucleotides long. Its product is annotated as importin-4-like. The record is from RefSeq and is a predicted model, not a curated record. Gene Ontology annotation, cellular component: cytoplasm; nucleus. Gene Ontology annotation, biological process: protein import into nucleus. Gene Ontology annotation, molecular function: nuclear import signal receptor activity. NCBI's taxonomy places the organism in Eukaryota, Metazoa, Arthropoda, Insecta, Coleoptera, Coccinellidae. The transcript is spliced from 15 exons. Bases 108 to 3365 code for a protein of 1085 amino acids.
GAAUAUAAACUUCUAUGAUCUUUGUUCUAACCUUAACCUUUCAAAUUUAAUUUAGCAGGCGUGCUUAAUAACAAGAAUAUCUUAAGUUUUUCUACUUUCAAAAAACAAUGGAGAAUAUUCUAGAAAAACUUCUAGUGUCCGAUAGCAAAUCUGUGCAGGAAGGUACCGCUGAAUUGAAGAAAGCUUUCUUAGACCCCAAAUGUAUAAUUGCAUUAUGUGACAUAUUGGUCAGCAGUCAAAGAGCAGACAUUCGUCAUAUUACAGUUGUUCUACUGAGAAGAAAAUUUUCGAAAAAACGAAUAUGGGCUAAGCUACCUCCUGAUAUGAAAUCACUAAUAAAACAGGGAAUGAUAUCAGCUCUAAUGAAUGAAGCAGAUCUAUCUGUAAAAACUGGUAUUGCUCAGCUGUUGGGUCAAUUAGGAAAAUACGAACUUGCUGACAACUCUUGGCCAGAAUUCCUACAAUUUAUUUUUACUUUAUGCAGCAGCGAUAAUUUAUCAGAUAGAGAACUUGGAAUGUAUACCCUUUCGAUAACAACAGAGAUUUCCCAUGGUUCAUAUAUCAAGCAUUUCGAUUCAUUAGCUGCAUUAUUUUCAAAUACUUUAAAUUCAAUUGAGGAAUUCUCUUCAAACUUAGCUUAUAAUACCCUUAAAACAAUGAAGCAUCUUGUACCUACAAUUUCUGGUCAUCAGCAAAUGAUUAAUGUUUAUCAUGAACUACUACCACGUAUGUUAGAGAUUAUGAAAGCAUUUGCUUUUAUUGAUGAGCAAAAGGGUACAGAUGCUUUAGGAAUAUUAGAGGAAUUGAUUGAUGAUGCAGUGGUAGUGGUUGUGCCACACAUAAGGAGUGUUAUUGAGAUGUGCCUUAGACUUUCUUGCAAUAGUGCUGUGCCUCAAGGUAUACAGGUUAAAGCUAUAUGUAUUGUGGGAUGGCUGGUUAAAGCCAAAGGAAAGGUCCUGGUCAAACAACAAUUGGUGAAACCUAUUCUCGACGUUUUAAUGGAUCUAAUGUCUUCUGUACCAGGUGAUGAAAACGAAGAAUAUUUUGCUGGAGAUUCUGACCAAUUAACACCAGUUACUGUAGCAACGCAGACCUUAGAUUUGAUAGCACUGAAUAUACCAGCAGAUAAAGUAGUUUAUUAUAUACUAGAAAAGAUUGAACCAGAUAUUCAAGGCACAAAUGCUUAUCGUAAGAAAGCCGCAUAUCUGUGUUUGGCUGUUUUAGCUGAGGGAUGCUCUGAGUGUAUUAGAAAUAAAUAUUUGGAAGCUUUCAUUAAUUGUGUCUGUGAUGCAAUAAAAGAUAACAAUACCAUAGUGAAAAAUGCAGCGUUUUUUGCACUGGGUCAGUUUUCAGAACAUUUACAGCCAGAAGUAAGUAUGUAUGCUGAAAAAUUACUUCCUUUAUUGUUUGAAUUCCUGAAUCAUGUUUAUAAUGAAAUGGAAAAAGAAAAGACUGAAUCAAAAUGUUUGGAUAGACUUUUUUAUGCUAUUGGAACAUUCUGUGAAAAUUUAGAUGAAGCUUUAAUGCCCUAUUUACCGGUAUUGAUGGAAAAACUAAUCCAGGGGUUGAACCCCCAGGGAUGGUCAAUGGAACUCAAGAAAUCAUGUUUCACAACACUCGAAGCCGUUGUUACUGCUGUGAAAGUUGGGAUAAUGCCUUAUUUCUCUAGAAUAAUCGAAAUAUUGAACAUAUACAUCAACUCACCCCCAGGUUCAAUUAAUUAUGAUCUUCGAAGUUAUGCACUGGAUUCUUUAGCUGUUAUUGCAGAAGGUGUGGGCGAAGAGCACUUUAGACCUUUAGUGCAAGACACUUUACAAAUGGCACUAAAAUUAAUUGACACAUCUGAUCCAGAUGUGAGGAGAGCUGUUUUUGCUUUAUUUGGGGCUUUGUCUUGUCUAAUGAAAGAAGAUAUUGUUAUGGUAUUACCUAAAAUCAUUCAAGAGCUGGUUGUCACAUUACAAAAUAGUGAUGGCAUAGUGACAUACUAUGAUGAUGAAGAUAAAAAAUUGGAUUGUGAUAUUUUUGCACAAAAUAGCGAUUCCGAGGAAAAUUCAGAUGAAGAAGACAUUAGCUCAAAUGAUAGUGAAGAUUUAGGACAAUGUAAUUUUUCUGUUGAAAAUCCAUACAUCGAUGAAAAAGAGCAGGCUUGUUUAACAUUAAAAGAGAUUUGUUCCCAUACAAAUAAAGGAUUUUUACCAUACAUAGAAAAAUGUUUUGAAGAAAUCUUCAAAUUGACAGAUUAUCCCAGGGACCACAUACGUAAAGCUGCAAUAGAAACAAUUUUACAAUUUUGUAUUACCUUACACAAAAUUGAUAUCCAUGAAACAAAGCAGGCACUAUAUAAAGUUUUGCAAUUGUUUAUUCCAAAAUGUGCAGAAAUAAUAAGAUCCGAUGAAGAAAAAGGAGUUGUCAUAACUGGAUUAGACGCCUUUGCUGAUUUAUUGGAAGAGAUUAAAGGUGAAGCAUUUGUAGGAGAAGGCCAUCGGGAAGCUAUAAUGAACUGCGUUAUAGAUAUUCUGACUCAUAAGACAAUUUGUCAAGAUAAUGAUUUGAAUGUCAUCAGCAGUUUUGAAAAUAUUGAGGACACUACAGAUGCUGAAAAAGAUGAAAUAUUACUGGAAUCUGCUUGUGAUAUUAUUCCGAAAUAUGGAAAAGCUAUAAAUCCAGAUGAUUUUGUUCUCUAUUUCCCUAAUAUUCUUCAUCUUCUUUCUUUGAGAACAAUGAAGCAACAAAGUUUAUCUCAAAGAUCUUUUUCGUUUGGAACUCUUGCAGAAUGUAUGUCAUGCUUGGGCGUGUUUAUAGAAAAAUUUGUUGCUCAGCUGAUGCAACUUUGGUUGGUUGGAAUGAAAGACAAUUCGGAAGAAGUUAGAAAUAAUGCUGUUUAUGGGCUUGGUGAAAUGAUUUUACAUGGAAAAGAUGCAACAUUCAGUUAUUUUCCAGAUAUUCUGCAAGCUCUUUCUUCUUCUAUUAACAAGGAAUGUCAUGAAGGCACUUUGGAUAAUAUUUGUGGUGCUAUUGCCAAAAUAAUUAUAGUUAAUUCUAAUGGAAUUCCCUUAGAUCAAGUGCUGCCUGUUUUCUUAGAUCGUUUACCUCUGAGAACAGAUUUUGAAGAAAAUGAAGCUGUUGUUAAAUCUUUAUUUGUACUUUACCAGAAUGGAUCAGACGUAUUGAAAAUUAAUAUCAAAAAAGUUUUACGAAUCCUAGUACAUAUUUUUCUUAAUAAUGAAUCUCCUAAUGAAGAUACCAAAGUGAUGUUGUCAAAUCUUCUCAAGUCAAUCCGUGAAUUUUUUUCCACUGAGUUCAAUGAUGUCAUUUCUGACCUUGACCAAGAUAAACUUAUGGUAUUACAUCAGAUAUUUGAAUAAAUAAUUUAACUUCUCAAAAAAUUAUAUUUAUUAAUUGUUUCUGUAAAUUUGAUGUUUUAAAUUUAUUUUUUGAUAACGUUAAAUUAUGGUUGUUUCUGCUUCAAUAUGUUAUUGUGACAUGUUUCUCUUUUAUUGUACACAAACUGUAUGUUAUUGCCAACAAAACUGCUCAUUAAAUUUUAUGCAUGUUCCUAUA